AUGCGCUGGCUGUCGUUUCUGCUCCUUGGAGUCUCCAUCACGAUGCUGAUGGCUGAAGGCACCCCAUAUGUGUGCGAUGGCAAGGACGAUCGGGUUUGUGACGAGUAUCGCUGCAUGUGCCGGAGGAAGACGUCGACAGAACCGUAUCCGAGAACAGAGUAUGAAUUUUGAAACAGAAAUAAUUAAAGGUCUUCUCUCUCGAGCUCUUC
Molecule: messenger RNA, 209 nt
Organism: Drosophila simulans
Lineage: Eukaryota; Metazoa; Arthropoda; Insecta; Diptera; Drosophilidae
Exons: 1
Coding region: 1-171 (56 amino acids)
Source: RefSeq, a predicted model, not a curated record